This is a messenger RNA of Blastomyces gilchristii SLH14081, 483 nucleotides long. RefSeq lists its product as uncharacterized. The coding region runs from base 1 to 483 and encodes 160 amino acids. Lineage: Eukaryota; Fungi; Ascomycota; Eurotiomycetes; Onygenales; Ajellomycetaceae. The transcript has a single exon. The record is from RefSeq and is a predicted model, not a curated record.
AUGGUAGAGUUAUCAUUAGAUGAGAUUACUUUGAUUGAGAAAUACCCUCUAAGAUCACUCGAUCGCUUACGUGGCUUGCUUCAAGGGACAGAGCAGCCUCACUUGGAAUCCUACGAUGGUGUUGCUGGUGAUCCCGAUCAAACAGAUCAAAUGAAAAUAUCGAAGGUUCUAAUUGCUUUGAUGGAUGAAAAGGCAGCCUAUAAUCUCCGUCCACCAACAAGCAGCCAGGAUGUCAUAUCAGAACUCGCGAAAUUAUUGACUUGCCUUCGAGAAAGCAACUACAGCUAUGACCAUUACCGACCACUCAUCCAACCCAUCAUACAAAGUGCACCCGACACCGACAUCUGGAAAGCUGUCUUCAACUUCAUCACCGCGGUCACACAUGCUGAAAGGUCCACACCUCCUCCCAGGUCAUCACUGCCUAUUCUACAGACCCCGCGCUCGCGCAACACCAGCAGCCUCGCCAACUCAUCUGAGCUUUGA